GGUAUGCUUUCGUGAUGUUAUUUGCGAAGUAAAUUUUUAAUAAAGUUUUGAAAUAAAAUUUCUGUACGAGAACUAGUAAUAAAUGAAAGUAAAUUACUUAAUUAAAUAUGUAUUGUUUGCACGUCAUUUCAAAGUGAAUAAAUGCGGCAGCCGUGUGCCCCAGUUCGCUAUUUUUAAAAGAAAGUUCAAUUUUACUUUAUGUUUUAUAAAUGAAGAUGCGCUCUUUUAGCACGGAUAUAGUGUUGUUAAGUGUGUUGCUAUGUGUUAGCGGUGAUUUUAGUGAAUUAGACAAUACAAUUAGUGAACAUUCUUUGGAGUUAACGCAGUCUUUGAAUUUGGCUCGGCAGGAGUUAAUACAGGAUGUUUGUUCAAGAUUUCCACCAAAAUUGAGCUUAGACGAGCUGCCUCCUAGCAGCUUGGAGCAUAUUUUGAUUGAUGACACUCAUAAGUUGCUGUAUUGUUACGUGCCUAAGGUGGCAUGUACGAACUGGAAGAGAGUUUUAAUGAUAUUAGGGGGGAAAUGGAAUGACACAGAUAUAUUGUCUAUCCCGCCCAGCCUCCCCCACUCCCAAGGGAUGUUCAAGAAUCUAAGUAUGGUUUCUCCAGAGGAACGGAACUUCUUACUGGAGAACUACCAUAAGAUGAUUAUAGUUCGGAAUCCAUUUGAAAGGUUGCUGUCAGCCUACAGGAAUAAGUUGGAGGGAGAAACAUUGACGGCAAAAUAUUUUCAAGAGCGUGUCGGCCGACGUAUCAUAAAAGCGUACCGCGAGAAUCCCACGAACGAGUCGUUGGAAUUGGGCAAUGACGUGACGUUCAAAGAAUUCGCCCUCUUCCUCACCAGCAAGUUGGAAGAGAUGGCGGACGUCGCGAGCAACGAGCACUGGCAGCCAAUCACAGAUCUGUGUCACCCGUGCCUUGUGAAGUACACUUUAGUUGGUAAAUACGAGACGUUGACAGACGACACUCUUCUUGCCCUGCACACGAUCAACGCGACCCACGUGAGAUUCCCGGAUAUGUAUCACACUUCGGGAACCUCCGACAAACUUUACAGCUAUUUCUCCCAGCUUGACCUACCCCUGAUAAGGAAGCUGUACAAACUGUACUUACAAGACUACAGGAUAUUCAAUUAUGAUUUGGAUAAUAUUGUCGGCUUCGAUUUAGGUUAAGUGUACCUACACACAGAAUAAAAAAGUAUGAAUUUACGUUUAUACAAAAUAUUUUGCGGUUAUGUAGCGAACAUAAAAUGCUUUUAUAAAAAAAAAUGUUCUCUGAUGGAAUCGAAAAGUCUAUAUCUAGUUUGUUCAGCAGUGUGGUUCAUACGGCUGAGGUGAUGACGUUUAUGUACUGAUUGCAUUUUAUGUGAAAAAUACGUAAUUUUAUGAGACAAUGAAGCAUUUUAAUUUGGUAGGAUGUGUGAUAGCCUAUUACAAUUUCUUUAUAAAAUGCAUUUUCAUCCAGACGUGUGAACCUCGUUUUUUAUCUGUGACAUAAUGAAAUAUUUCACCAUUAUGUCAGAAGCUAGAUGGACAGAACAAUAAGACUUUGUUAUAGCUAUAAAUAAUGUUUUCUAGAUCUGAUAAGAGUAGACAUUCAUAAUAGUGAUUGUAAUAACCUUAAAUCGUUUGAGAAUAAUAACGAACUAAAAGCCUCCAUAAUGAAUCUCAUUUAAUUAAUUAACGUGUAAUUUGGUGUUAAUUGAAUACUUAGAUAUUAAAAAUAUUGCGUUAAUUUUUAUUUAUUUGUGUAAUCAUAGAGCAUAAAAGGAAAUAAGUAAAAAAUAUACACGGUUCUUUGUUUAUUAGGAUUUCACAGGAAAACUGUUUCCUGUUUAUCAAUAACGAGAAUAAUAGAAACUGAUGAUAAACAUUAUUGCGAUCUUAGUAAUUCCUAGAAAACAAUUAACAUAAUGCAUUUGUAGAUAUAUGUAUCUACGAGUAUGUAGCAUCCCGAUAAAGCUACUAUUGUAAGUGUUAAGUUCUAGUUUAAUAAUAAGUAAUCUUUUAUUUAUUUUUGUAUAUCAAAUAACCUUUGUAUAAAAAGUAUUCUUUAACCUUUUUCUUAUUACGAAACUAGUUAAUAAGGAUUAUUUCUAGAGGCAUUUUGUUGGAAAAAAUAAAAAGUUUCUAGUAAUUUUUUUAUUAUCAAUUUACACAGUAACUUAUCAGUUCUUAAAUUUGGUAAGAACUUAAGUGUAUAGCGUUAUAACUUUUUAACAGUACUUAGUGGUCUUAAAGUAAAAGUUUUAUGGAACAGAACAUAGUUGUACCAGACUUUCAUCAGCGUGUUUCCAUUUUUGAUGCUAUUCUUAAUACAUAUCUUUUUUACUUAAGGUCACAUCUAAUUUCAGAAAAAUAAAUUUACAAAUAUGAAAUUAUAGUAAUUACUUAUUUCACAAUGUAAUGUGUCCUUGGUUAUUGACUGUAUCAUUAACCCAAAAAUGGUAGUCACAGUACUUAAUAGGCUAUUACACUCUUUUUUGAAAACUGUUUUAAAUCAAUCCUGAGACUGUGUUAUACCUAUAGAAUUUUUAUUAAAAUUUUUUGAAGCCGAAAAGUGCUCUAAAAACGAUUUAUUAUUUAUGAUUUUGUAUUUUCGCGCGAAAACGCCAUCCGCCAUGCUGUUUUGACUCGUGACGUCAUACUUUUAGUAAACAAUACGGCUCUACGUAAGACUAAAGUAAAAAGAUUUUUGUAAUAAUGAAUUACAAUACAUAUUGUUGGUGUCUUGUUCCUGAAUGCAAGAAUACAAGUAUAAAAACACCAGAAAAAUUGUGGAUUCCACUGCCAAGUGAUAUUAAAAUGAGAAACCAUCAACGUAUUAAUCCUCGGUAGAUUUAUAUUGUCUGCUUUCACAAAACCGUCUUCCAUGAUUCUAUUAAAUUAUUAAAGAGUAAAAACCCAAAAACGUGAUAGAAAUUUUAAAAUUUCAAAAUAAACAGAGCCUGACAUCAUCAAUAUGUUUUCGAUUCGAUAUUUGUUUACUAAAAGUAUGACGUCACGUCAGUACCCAACAUGGCGGAUAGCGUUAUCGACUUUUGAAGAACAGAUUAAAAAAGAGGAUUUUUUAAAUUGAAUUAUAAAAUCCAUAUCGCACUUUUAUGAAUAAUGAUCGAUGUUUUUCUUUUAUUUUUUACAAAAUCUAUAAGAUACGUGCAUUUUUAUAUUUUUUUUUACAUGGUGUAAAAUAGCCUAUUGAGUCAAUAGGCCGUUCAUUUGUGGCUUUUUAUAGUUGAACAAUUGUUAAGAGACAAAAAAGUACCUAAGCUUGCCAUACGUUUAAGGUACAAUAUUAUACGUUAAAGUUCAGCAUUUUUAACGAUUAUUUUAUGGCAUUAUAUGAUAUAUGACCAUUGUCUUGACUAUCGCUAUGAGUGAAAAUUCAGGGUAGGUAGAUAUUCCAUGUAACCCGACUCAUAAUUAAAUCUCCGAUAAAAAAUUUCUUCUCAAAAAUGUUUUGAAUAGUAUAGUUAUAGAUAGAAUAAUAAUAGUUCGGGGCAGUUACUUAGUUGUUAUAAUGUUGUAUUAAUUAAAAGUAGGCAUUGAUAUUUUCAUAAUGAUAUUCCAAAGCUUGCUGUGAUAAACUUUUUUUUAAUAAUUACGUACAAUUAGUGCUAUUAAAAAUGUUUAUCGAUAUAUGGUCGUAAAUUAGUAGUUAUCAUGUACAAAUGUAUGUUUUAAGGUCAUUGUGGUACUCGUAA
Amyelois transitella is the source of this 3697-nucleotide messenger RNA. RefSeq names its product carbohydrate sulfotransferase 11. Gene Ontology annotation, molecular function: sulfotransferase activity. Lineage: Eukaryota; Metazoa; Arthropoda; Insecta; Lepidoptera; Pyralidae. Gene Ontology annotation, cellular component: membrane. The record is from RefSeq and is a predicted model, not a curated record. Gene Ontology annotation, biological process: carbohydrate biosynthetic process. The coding region runs from base 210 to 1166 and encodes 318 amino acids. The transcript has 4 exons.